CACAUUGGCGAGGUGCUCGAGAUUGGAAACAAUGACUCGGUAAAUAAGGAGCAUGUUUCAGGUCUUUAGUCGAAAUUGUUAAUAUACAUCUGAGAUUAGCCAUUAUCUUGCCCAAUUGGGUUCACUGGUUAAAAAAGUCGAUACUUUUCCUUGCCAUCAUUAUCAUCCAGGCGCUCUAAUCAAUAUUUAAAUAGACUUGAAGACUUUUCAUAUCUCGUAUAAUUAUAAGUUUAGCACAUUACGGUGGUGGAUUGCUCUGUAAUCGGUAAUGUACUAUUUGGGCGACUAUGACGAAGAAACGUGAUACAAUCCGGAUCCAGAAUGAGUCUUUUUACGACCCGAUGGCCGUUACCUGGACCGAAAAAUACGACAAGGAAAUUUCGGCCGUUUGGAAUCAUGUGCCUGAAAGGAUUGCCAAGUUUCUGGCGACUGUAGCUGUCUUUGUAUUGGGAGUAUCCAUCAAUGGUGACUGGAUUGCCGUCUGUGUCCACUUAGCCAGACAAUUCGGAUUUUAUCAAAACAUCCACGCAUCAUCGAAUAGCUCAAUUAGCUGGACCGGAUUAUCUUUAGAAUCUCUCAAGCUCAACAAUCUAUGGAGCUUCUGGUGGCCUUCCUGCGUUAUCUCCUACGGAAUGUACUUUAUUAUCGGCGGAUUCAUACAAUGGUACUACUAUGUAAGGCAACGGGAGACACCAGAAGAAUGGAAAUGCCAGCCGCAAAAAUGGUUGACGCCAGAAUUGGAAAAGAACGAAAUUUUCUGGGGUUCUACCACUCUCUUCAUGAACGCCACCAUUAGCUCCAUUCUCUCCUGCUACAUUUACAAUGGCGGCUACAGUAGCGUUUAUUACAACUUUAGCGAAUUUGGAUGGUUGUGGUUCUUCCUCCAGUUUCCCAUUAUCUUCCUGUACCAGGAUUAUUCGACCUACUGGUUGCAUCGAAUCUACCACUGGCCAUUUUUGUACAAAAACUUCCACAAAUUACACCAUCGCUAUAAGCAACCCACUGCCUUCUCCGUCACUGCUAUUCAUCCAGUUGAGUCUCUUCACAUUCAACUUUUUUUGUCUGCGCCACUGUUCCUCAUCCCUUGCCAUUGGCUUCCAUUCUACUGUGUUACUUUCUACGCCUACUAUCAUGGCAUAAUCGACCAUUCCGGGGUGAGCUUCAAGUCCUACUGGUGGCAACCUUGGCAGCCGGAUGCGAUUUUCCAUGAUAACCAUCAUCAGUAUUUCCACGUGAACUUUGCUUUCAAUAUUUCCUAUUGGGAUAAGCUGCAUGGAACUUACAGAAGAAAAGACCGGAUUUACAACGAAGAGUUGUUUUAUGGAACCGGAAAAUCCGUGGACACAGCCAGUUCGAAUGAGCUGAAAACCGACUUGGAGGAGCGAAUGUUGGAGAAUCCAUUGGCGUAUCGGGCCGAGAUGCCAUACAAACUGACGAAAAAGGAGAUCAAGCGACUCAAGAAAAGCAAUUAGUUACUAAUGUUGAAAUGCGAUAAUAAUAUUAAUAAGUAAUUAUUCUCAGCCACAUUCUGAGCUAAUUUAUGCGCGAACAUUCGCUGGUUUAAUGUACACUUUGCAGUUGCAAUCGAUGAAAAAUGACUCUGUUAUUUGCGCAUUUUUUAGUUAUUUGGAGUUUUCCAGCUUUUUGUAUUUUACCUGGUAAGUAAAUGAUUUGGUUUUUA
This is a messenger RNA of Dendroctonus ponderosae (mountain pine beetle), 1681 nucleotides long. RefSeq names its product delta(7)-sterol 5(6)-desaturase erg32. Bases 288 to 1472 code for a protein of 394 amino acids. Lineage: Eukaryota; Metazoa; Arthropoda; Insecta; Coleoptera; Curculionidae. The record is from RefSeq and is a predicted model, not a curated record. Gene Ontology annotation, biological process: sterol biosynthetic process. Gene Ontology annotation, molecular function: C-4 methylsterol oxidase activity; iron ion binding. The transcript has 6 exons.